Molecule: messenger RNA, 1599 nt
Organism: Nymphaea colorata (pocket water lily)
Lineage: Eukaryota; Viridiplantae; Streptophyta; Magnoliopsida; Nymphaeales; Nymphaeaceae
Product: GDSL esterase/lipase At1g71691-like
Exons: 4
Coding region: 147-1340 (397 amino acids)
Molecular function (GO): hydrolase activity, acting on ester bonds
Source: RefSeq, a predicted model, not a curated record
UGUUUGUUUAGAGGAAGGUCUGCUGAACUACUAAGAGGGAAGGCAGAUGCAGAGGCAACCCAAGGAACUUGCACCACCAAAUUUCCUUCACCCGCCUUCCAACCAGCAUGAGGAAGGUCUACUAAACUACUAAUAGGGAAGGCUGGAUGCAGAGACAACCCAGAGACAACCCAAGGAACUGCCACCACCUAAUUUCCUUCACCCGCCUUCCAACCACCAUGUUCAUUCUCUUCUCGAUCUUGCUCAUUCUCUCCAGAUUCUCCACAGCGACUACUGAAAGCAAUGUCAAAGCAAUGUUCGUAUUCGGGGAUUCAAUCGUUGAUUGUGGGAACAACGAUUUUUUGGAUACAUACGCGAAAUGCAAUUACUUUCCGUAUGGGGUAGAUUUUAUAUUGCGUGCAACAGGUAGGUGCACCAAUGGAAGAACCCCGGCUGACUUUCUGGGACUGUUCUUGGGCCUGCCUCAUUUCCUGCCGGCUUUCUACGACCCUCAAACCAGAGGAAGCUCCAUUCUCGCCGGAGUAAACUAUGCGUCAGGUGCUUCGGGCAUCCUUGAUUCCACUCGCCAAAGUCUAAAUGUCACAUCUUUGAGCCACCAAAUUGCGAACUUUGGGGAAACAACGCUACCGGAUUUGAAAUCUCAAUUGAAUGGGAGUUUUGCACUGUCUUCCUAUCUCUCUCAGAGUAUAUUCUUCUUCUUGAUUGGAGGAGGCGAUUACAUGGCAAGCUGCACCACAUCAUCAGGCGUGGCUGUAGAGUGUGACUUGCAGAAACUAACAGAAUUGCUCAUUCGAAAUUACACCCACCACCUCAUGAAAGCAUAUGACUUGGGGGCACGAAAAUUCGUGGUAUUUAAUCUCCUGCAAACUGGUUGUGAUCCUUAUUUUAAACAACGCAACAAUGGAUCAUGUGUGGAUUUACUAAAUGAGGGAUCCACUUUGUUCAACAAUGCACUCAGGCCCGCUCUAGAAAAUCUGAGUGAAGACUUGCCUGGUUUUUCUUUUGUCUACAUCAACAUGUCGGGAAUCAUCAAUGUGAUAAUCGAUGAUCCAACUACCUAUGGAUUAAAGCUGACCAAUGAAAGUUGCUGCUUCUUCAACGCGGCCAGUGUAACUGAGUCAUUAUGUGUUGAAGGUGAUGAAGCAUGCCCAGAUAGGAGCAUCUACGCCUAUUACGAUGGGUUACACCUCACAGAAAAGCUUUACAUGCACUUGUCGGCAAAAGCAUAUUCGUCGGAUCUCCAAACUGAAGCCUAUCCCUUCAAUGUUGAAGUGCUAGCCAACCUUGAUAUCUCACUGAUGCUUACAGGGGCGCCAUCAUUUCAUACCCAUGACCAAUAAGAUCUAGAAACGAAGCCAAUUUCAACUAGCACGGCACAAUUGAUAUGGACGUGUUUUACAUCUUGUUUUUCGGUUCUUCUCUUCUAUCAAAAUAACUCAUGUGGGUUGGAACCAUUGGCGUCUCAUCUUUUGUGCUCCUUUUCUUUCAGACUUGUUUGUAUCAGAAUUGUCCUUUUUCUUUCGACGAAUAAUGCUGAGGACAACCCUUGUAUUCAAAGAAAGAUCAGAACUGUCCUUGGACAUAUUUGGCGGCCAGGUG